CAAUGGGCUACAUUUGCCAGAGCCUGGUAUCUCCUCGAUGCGAAGAUGCAGCCACCAGGGAAAAUAGCAGCUGCGACUGUCUUGAGACUUGAAGGCAGGCAUAAACCUAUUUAUCAUGCACUAAGUGAUUGUGGAGAUCAUGUUGUCAUAAUAAAUACAAGACAUAUUGCCUUCUCUGGUAACAAGUGGGAACAGAAAGUAUACUCUUCACAUACUGGCUAUCCUGGUGGUUUCAAACAAGUGACAGCAACUCAGCUCCAUUUGAAGGAUCCAACUGCUAUUGUUAAACUGACCAUUUAUAGAAUGCUUCCAAAAAACCUUCAGAGAAGAACGAUGAUGCAGAGGCUGCAUCUGUUCCCAGAAGAUGUUAUUCCAGAAGAUAUAGAGAGGAAUCUUCUACAAGAGAUUCCUCAGCCGCGUGCAGUCCCCAAGAGGUUAGAUGAAUAUACACCGGAAGAAAUUGCUGCCUUUCCAAAGGUUUGGACUCCGUAA
This is a messenger RNA of Leptosomus discolor (cuckoo roller), 492 nucleotides long. The record is from RefSeq and is a predicted model, not a curated record. NCBI's taxonomy places the organism in Eukaryota, Metazoa, Chordata, Aves, Leptosomiformes, Leptosomidae.